Molecule: messenger RNA, 1452 nt
Organism: Saccostrea cuccullata (small rock oyster)
Lineage: Eukaryota; Metazoa; Mollusca; Bivalvia; Ostreida; Ostreidae
Product: heme-binding protein 2-like
Exons: 4
Coding region: 104-739 (211 amino acids)
Source: RefSeq, a predicted model, not a curated record
CGGGUUCGGGAUUCGUAACACAUGUUUCGCAACUUCUCAAAAACUUGCUUGUUAUGCAAGAAAGUUGAAAAGGAACAAAAAGUUGAAGAACGACACCUUGAACAUGUUGCGCUUUGAACUUGUAUUGUUUUUCCUUUGCAUUUCUACUACCCUAGGAGAGGUUCUGAAAUUCAUCCCACGCCUAACGUGGCCCCCGGAUUUCUGCAACAAGUUAGACUGUCCAAAGUAUCAAGUACUGGAAAAAAACAAGGAUUAUGAGUUACGUUUGUACGAAUCUUCAGGCUGGAUGUCUUCUAACACGGCAGGGAUUGACUAUAAAGAGGCAUCGUACACAAACUUCAGGAGACUGUUCCGUUACAUAAAUGGCACAAAUGAAAAAGCUGAAAAGAUAGCGAUGACAGCCCCGGUUUUGAUCAUGGUUCAGCCGGGCCCUGGUCCUGCCUGCGAGAAUAAUUUCACCAUGUCAUUCUUUAUGUCUCCUAAAGUCGCAAAUCCCCCUGCUCCCACAGAAAAAGGGGUUUUCCCUCAAAAAAUGCCACAGAUGAAAGUUUAUGUGAGGUCCUUUUCUGGUUAUGUGAUUAGCAUUAAUACAUGGUUGGAAGAAGCCAAGAAACUUGAGGAGGCGAUCAGUGCUAAAGAGGCUGGUAAAUUCCACACGGAAUUCUUCUUCACUGCUGGCUAUAACAGUCCGUUCCAAAUCUUCAACAGACAUAACGAAAUCUGGUUCAUCGCAAAAUAGUUUGUUAUGCAAAGCAAGAAAAUCUGUGUCCUUGAAAUUGUAUAUUUUUGUUGAUUGAUAAAUUACAAGGAUAAAAUUUGUAACAUUUUAAAAAAUGUUUGAUAAUAUUGCAACAUUUGGUUAUUUUUAUAUAACUUUGUGUUAUUUUUGCUCUUUAAAAUUAAAAUUAAACAACAAUUUUGCACCAUUUUAAAUGUGCCCAAACAAAAUUGUAAAAGACAAUGCUGUUUUCUUUAAAUUAGCCCUGUUUUUAAUUUGUCAUCAUGCAUUGAGGUGAUAGGACAGAAAUUUAAAUGGAUGCAAUGAGGCAUAUGUGUUAUAAACUUAAAAAAAAAUGUUUUUGUCAUUGACCAUAUAUAUGUUUGAUAUGUUUGGACAUUUAUUGCACUGUGAUAGCAUAAUCCAUAAUUUAAACUUACACAUAUUACACAUCUUAGAUAUUAUUGUAAAUAUGGAUCUGAAAAAAAUAUGCAUUAUCUUAUGAGGUUUUCUCUCAAAUUUUAUAAGUCCCAAUAUGGAAUUGCUCAUGUUUAACAAAAAAAUGUUCAUCAUUCCUAUUUCUUUGCUACGCACUGUUUACAUACAUGUCAUUUUAUCAUGCAGGAUAUUGCGCAUAAUGCUUAUAUAUUGUCAAAUUUUUUGAUAACAGAUUUAUACUCACAAUUCAUUUUGUUUUUCAAUUUUUUAAAUAAAGUUUAAUUUUGUACUAUGAA